GGGUGAUCGAUAAUAUCACCUUCUGUGUGCGUGCCUGGGAAGGCUCGCCUGUUUUGAGCCUACAAGUCAGUGUUUAGGGCCAACUGCCCGUGUUGGUAUUAGAAACAUGGCGGAAAGCGAGUUGAACGUUGACAGCAUAAUCUCUCGGUUGCUGGAAGUGCGAGGAUGUCGUCCAGGGAAGGUGGUACAGAUGACAGAGGCUGAGGUGCGGGGGCUCUGCAUCAAGUCCAGAGAGAUUUUUCUCAGUCAGCCGAUCCUGCUCGAACUGGAGGCUCCACUCAAAAUCUGCGGUGAUAUCCACGGACAGUAUACAGACUUGCUGAGGCUAUUCGAGUAUGGAGGCUUCCCUCCAGAGGCCAACUAUCUGUUCUUGGGGGAUUACGUAGACAGAGGGAAGCAGUCUUUGGAGACCAUCUGCCUGCUGCUCGCCUACAAGAUCAAAUACCCAGAAAACUUCUUCUUGCUCAGGGGGAACCACGAGUGUGCUUCCAUCAACCGUAUCUACGGCUUCUAUGACGAGUGCAAGCGCAGGUUCAACAUAAAGCUCUGGAAGACCUUCACAGACUGUUUUAAUUGUCUGCCCAUUGCUGCGAUUAUCGAUGAGAAGAUUUUCUGCUGCCAUGGAGGUCUCUCACCUGAUCUACAGUCCAUGGAACAAAUUCGACGCAUUAUGAGACCCACUGAUGUCCCAGACACAGGCUUGCUGUGUGACCUGCUGUGGUCAGACCCAGACAAAGACGUCCAGGGCUGGGGAGAGAAUGAUCGGGGAGUUUCCUUCACCUUUGGGGCUGACGUGGUCAGCAAGUUUCUCAACCGUCACGACCUGGAUCUCAUCUGCCGAGCACAUCAGGUUGUUGAAGACGGCUAUGAAUUCUUUGCCAAACGACAGCUGGUGACGCUGUUCUCUGCCCCCAACUAUUGCGGGGAGUUUGACAACGCAGGGGGUAUGAUGAGUGUGGACGAGUCCCUUAUGUGCUCCUUUCAGAUCCUGAAGCCGUCAGAAAAAAAAGCAAAGUACCAGUAUGGUGGGGUGAAUUCAGGGCGCCCUGUCACCCCGCCUCGCACCACUCAGGCACCGAAAAAGAGGUGAGCGGCUGGCCCUGACUCUCCUGCUCCUCCUCCUCCUCCUCCCCCUCCCCCCUGGCUGGUCUCUGGUCCACCUCCCUGCAGGCUGCCUCAAACACUCCAGCCUUCUCUCAGUCAGCUUGUUCGUGUGUAAACAACAACUCCAGGAGUGUUUUUUGCUUGUUCUGUGGGUAUUUUUUCAAUUUUUUUAAUGCCAUGGUAUAUAUUAACUCAACCCUCUGCUACUCAGUCCAUUCAGCAAUAUUAAAACUAAACUCUUGUGGAAUGGGCAAGAUGUUAAGAAAAGAUGCUUCUCUGCCUUCCAGGCACAAUUUCCAUUGUGAUUGUGUAAAUGCAUGCACUCUUGUGAGAUUGAGAUGGGUUCUUUGCCCUUGCCAAUGAAAAAUCCUUAAAUUCUCACAGACAACAGGGCAAAGCGUUUCUUGUCUCAAGUUCAUGUAAUUAACCUAAUUACUGCCAUUACCCCCUUCUGUAUAGGCUUAAGUAGUACACUGCUUAAAGGAAUAGAUUUUGGGAGUUACAUGAGAAGAUCAAUACCACUCUCAUGUCUGUCAAAUAUGAAACUAAUACCAGCAACCAGCUAACUUAGCUUAGCACAAAGGCUGGGAAUGGGAAGCAGCUGGCCUGGUUCUACAGAAUCCACUUAAUGGAUUAAACAAAGUGUAAAAACAAAAAAAAACUAUUUUUCAUGUUUGAUAGUUUUUUGGCAAGGACCUGUUGCCACACAACCAGCAGAAACUUCAGGGAGAAAUAGUCAGGCACAUAACCUCCUUUGUUUUUGUACAGAUUAAACUAACAAGCUAUAAUGUGUUAUUUACGGAGCUUCAGAAAUUCUAGUAAGUUGAUUUUGUUAUCUUUGGACAGAGCCAGGUUACUAAUUUCCUGUUUCUUAUAGUCUUUAGACUAUACUAAGCUAGGUUAGCAGGCAGCUGGCUGCAGAAUCAUAUUUAACAGACAGACAUGGGUCUUCACAAAAAAUCGACGAAGAAAAUUUCCCAAAAUGUUAAAUUUUUAUUCAAAGAGUUGCCCUUGGAGUAACUUUGUGUUUUUCUCCCCAUGGAGAUAUCAAAAAAAGUGCAAUCAGUAUUGCUAGCCAUAUGCAAGCAAACAUUUGUAAAGGCCAUUGUAGCCUAUUUGAACUUUAAAAGACACAACCAAGCUAUGCUGUACUUUUACUAGGGCAUUAAUACGCAGUAUGCUCUACAUGAGUGUUUCCAAUCUCUUCUCCUUAAACGCCAAACUCUGAAACUUUCUUAUCCCUCACAUCACCGAAGGAGCUUUUGUGUUUGUUAAAGAGCAGCAUACAAGUUUCACUUUCAGUUCUGACGUGAAUUCAAUGUAUGUGGAAAAUGUGGGAAUUAAACAUCAGUGAGCACCUUGUGUCCUUUAGUCUGGUAAGUACAGUAGAUGUGUAGAACAGUAGAGAUACGUAUGUCGCUGCAGGAGAAGAUGGUGUGUAAAAGAAGUGUGAAGAACACGGCCACAGAACCUGACGUACAGUACAGGAUUAAAAAAUAGUUAUCACCUUUUAUAUUUCUUAAGUUGUUGCAGCUCAAAAAGCUCUUUAUUCUUCACAGCAGUAGAUGUCGACCUCCCACACUAAACAUUGUUGCACUUCAGUCAUCGCAUGUCAUUGUAAAAAAGGUAAAAAUCAUCAAGUCAAUGGCAUUUGUUGUCGGCGUCACGCCAGUUAUAUUACAGCAUUCCCACUUGGUGGUUAUUGACUUAAGUAAAUCAUUUCUAACUGACUAAUAAACAUUUAACCGAUGUAUUUUUAUUUAAAUCUUACCUUUUACCUUGUAAAUCUAUUGGUCUUCAAGUUGGAAACGGUAUGUAAAGGCGUUUUGAGAUUUGUAAGAGUUGGUUUAAAACAAGUGAAAUAAAUGGAUGUGCUGUGGAGCCUGA
This is a messenger RNA of Micropterus dolomieu (smallmouth bass), 2991 nucleotides long. Its product is annotated as serine/threonine-protein phosphatase PP1-beta catalytic subunit-like. Bases 107 to 1090 code for a protein of 327 amino acids. The record is from RefSeq and is a predicted model, not a curated record. Gene Ontology annotation, cellular component: nucleus; cytoplasm. NCBI's taxonomy places the organism in Eukaryota, Metazoa, Chordata, Actinopteri, Centrarchiformes, Centrarchidae. The transcript is spliced from 8 exons. Gene Ontology annotation, biological process: regulation of circadian rhythm; circadian regulation of gene expression. Gene Ontology annotation, molecular function: protein serine/threonine phosphatase activity.